Molecule: messenger RNA, 3157 nt
Organism: Acanthopagrus latus (yellowfin seabream)
Lineage: Eukaryota; Metazoa; Chordata; Actinopteri; Spariformes; Sparidae
Product: BTB/POZ domain-containing protein 6-B
Exons: 4
Coding region: 886-2559 (557 amino acids)
Biological process (GO): neurogenesis
Cellular component (GO): cytosol
Molecular function (GO): protein binding
Source: RefSeq, a predicted model, not a curated record
UGGGGUGUUUCCUUCAGUAGAGAUCACGUACAGAGGAUUAGGACGUGUCCCAGCUGGAUAAUAACACACAGAAUAAGAUGUAUAUCACAGCUGACAUGAGAUCAUGGUGUUCCGCUGUAUCCUGGACGAAGUGCUGUGUGUUUCGGGGUCAUGUCGCCUGGUCGCUGCCGGCCUGCAGGCUCGUAUUUAAGCGACCUUCUCUUUAAUUGUAUUUUUAUCCCAGCAGCGGCUCUGAUCAGCGGGACGAGGGGGCGGUGCUUCGGCCCGGUGACGCACUCUGCGGAGCUGCUGGGGGAGGCGCCUCUGCUCUCCUGACGUCAGCGCGGGGCGGGGAUCUGAUUGGUCCAGAGCGAGCCCUGGGCGUCCGAGGAGAUCACGACGAGGGGGGGAAAAAAACGCAGAGAAAAUGAAGCGGACCUCAAAAACUCCCCACAAAUGAGUGUAUACCUCGGGUGAGGACGGCCGGAGGAACACGGCAGCUGGAUCCGCCUCGGUCGACAGUCGGUCGGGAGAGAAAGGGAUAAGUAUCCGAGGGGAUUAACGCGGAGGCGGGGUGGAAAACAGAGCAAGGACUUGAAUACCAGCUGCGACUAUCCGGAUUACCGACUCGCUGAAAAAGGGAAAACAAGCGGACAUUUCUCCGUCCGGAGAGGAUGAGCUGACCGCCGGGACACGGAGCAAAAGUGCCUGCGGUCGAAGUUGGACGCCGGACGGAUAUUUACAUGUUGUCGUGUGAACUUCGCCGUCGAUGUGGUUUUAAAUCUCCCUGAUUAACGGCUGAUUCCUCCGCGGACGACCGGACGUCAGUUAGUUCGUUUUUCAGCGCGCGCGACAGAUCCAGUUCCCCGGAUACCGACGACCGAAGACGACCGCUCGCUCGUGCCGAUGCCAACGGCAGACUGCAGGUUGCUCCAUCAUGGCCGGAUCAUGAGGUGUCUGACUUAUCUACUCCUUCUCCCAGAAACGCUGAAAAAGUCCAAGAAGGUCGGCAAGCUCCCGGGCAGGCUGCCGGUAUGUUAUGAGAUCCUGACUCUGUCCCUGUCGAGCAAGAAGCAGCAGCAGCAGCAGCAGAAGAGGAGGAAGGAGGAGGUGGAGGAGGAGAAGAUGGCUGCGGAGUUGUACCCCGCCGCCAACACCAACAACACCAACCUGUCCACCGGCACCACGGUGGCGGACACCGAGAAGACCAAGGAGGUGCCGGUGAGCCAGGCCAGCAGCAGCAGCGCGGCGACCACCCCGACCACCCAGCAGAACAUCAACAACAACAACGUCGAUCCGCCCAGCUGGCAGUGCAGCCACCCCACACUGAGAGAGAGGAACGCCUUGAUGUUUAACAAUGAGCUGAUGGCCGACGUCCACUUCAUUGUUGGCCCCACGGGGGGAUCGCAGAAGGUUCCAGCACACAAGUAUGUGCUGGCCGUGGGAAGCUCGGUCUUCUGUGCCAUGUUUUACGGCGAUCUGGCGGAGGAGGAGUCUGAGAUCCAUAUCCCAGAUGUGGAACCUGCUGCUUUUCUAAUUCUGCUGAAGUACAUGUACAGCGAUGAGAUCGACCUGGAGGCCGACACGGUGCUGGCCACCCUGUAUGCCGCCAAGAAGUACAUCGUUCCUGCGCUGGCCAAAGCCUGCGUCACCUUCCUGGAAACGAGCCUGGAGGCCAAGAACGCCUGCGUGCUGCUCUCCCAGAGCCGCCUGUUCGAGGAGCCCGAGCUGACGCAGCGCUGCUGGGAGGUGAUCGACGCUCAGGCCGAGCUCUCGCUCUGCUCCGAGGGCUUCUGUGAGAUCGACGUGCAGACGCUGGAGAUCAUCCUGCAGAGGGAGACGCUCAACACCAAGGAGGUGGUGGUGUUCGAGGCCGUAAUGAACUGGGCCACAGCGGAGUGCAAGAGACAAGGUCUGGGUCCGACGACUCGUAAUAAAAGAGAGGUGCUCGGGAAGGCGCUGUUCUUGGUGCGCAUCCCCACCAUGAGCCUGGAGGAGUUUGCCAACGGCGCGGCACAAUGUGAUAUCCUGACACUGGAGGAGACGCACAAUGUGUUUCUGUGGUACACAGCGGCUAAAAAGCCCAAGCUGGACUUCCCUUUGUCUGCCAGGAAGGGCUUGGCGCCUCAGAGGUGCCACCGCUUCCAGUCCUCAGCCUACCGGAGCAAUCAGUGGCGCUACCGCGGCCGAUGUGACAGCAUUCAGUUCGCGGUGGACAAGAGGAUCUUUAUCGCUGGUCUGGGGCUGUACGGGUCGAGCGGCGGCAAAGCCGAGUACAGCGUCAAAAUCGAACUGAAGAGACAGGGAGUGACGCUGGCACAGAACCUGACAAAGUUUGUGUCGGACGGCUCGAGCAGUACGUUCCCGGUGUGGUUCGAGCAUCCUGUUCAGGUGGAACAGGACGCGUUCUACACGGUGAGCGCCGUGCUGGACGGGAAUGAGCUGAGCUAUUUUGGCCAGGAGGGCAUGACGGAGGUGCAGUGUGGGAAGGUGACAUUUCAAUUCCAGUGCUCCUCCGACAGCACCAACGGGACCGGAGUACAGGGAGGACAGAUCCCAGAGCUGGUGUUCUAUGCAUAAGCUGCUCUGGACUGCUGAUGGGAAUUCGGCUCAUCGUCGCCUCCCAGCCUUCAAAGUAAUGUAGCAUUAAAGACACUUGACUAAUGUCACACUAAAUGGCCUGGUUAGUUCUUUGAGAGACUAUUUUAAAAAGCCAAGGAGCUGUUGUUUUAUCUUAUUUAAUUUAAUGUUAUUUUUUUAUUUAAGUACUGGGUUAACGUUAUUCGCUCUGAUGCCUGUGUUCAAAGGCUGCGGCUGCUGUAGAAACAACAUUAAUACAGCGAUUUGUGGUUAUGUAAUCAAGCCGAGCUCCACAACUGGAACAAGUAGGGACUGCUUCAAAUUGUGUAAUUGCAAGUCUAUAUACGAUGUUGUUACUAUAGUCCGAGCAGCAAUAUUACACGAGGAGCAAACUUUAUGUAGUGUUAUGAUUCUAAAUGCAACAAAAAAGUAGAAAUCUUGUCAAACAGUUGUUUUGCACUUCAGAGGACGGCCUCAGAAACGUUGUGUCUUUUGUAAAACUGUCAACAGCUUGAUGCUGUUAGAGAUGACCAGAUGUGUUCUGUACAAGAAUGCCUAUACACCUGACGAUAAAACAUAAAGGUUAUAAUGUGAUGGA